CCCGGGACUUUGCCGGUCAGUAGUGCAUUCGGGCUGGUUCGGAGCAAAACGCUAAAUAGCACAAGCUGCUCCAGGAACCGCGCGCGUCGCUUCAACUGCAUGGACUAAGUGUGAGUGAGCGAGAAAAGCGACGACUUUCUGCGAGUGUGUGCAAAGUAGGAAUCUUCCAGCAUUCAUUCAGCAAUUAAUCAGAGUGACUAGUUGGAGUUUGUGUGAUAGUGUUGAGGCAAAACAGUGAGAUUGUGGCUUAGUGGUGUGUGUAAGUGUGCGGCGGCGACUUAGUCGUUGACAGAGUGAUGACGAUUCCAGAAUACUAGCGGCGAAGAGUGUGCGACCUUCACUGAUAGUUAGCAUUGUAAAUAGUGUACUAAGUUUAGUGGUUUUGCGCGCGCUCGCGCGUUCGCGACUAGAAGAUUCGCUUCGGAGAAGGAAGAAGAGCACAACUUUAAGUACAAAAACAGCCGGUCGAUUUGGUGAAGGAGCUGGGAAAGGAAUAUUCUACUAGUUUGUUUGCUGGUCCGUGGUGGAUUUGUUGUGAGCUUUGGCCAGAUUUGGAUAAUAGGCGAAUAUUUGAUGGAGAUGCAUGGUCUUCGGAGCUGCUGCUGUUGGCUGUAGGCGAUUAUGGGGUGUUUGAGCGAUGCGUUUAAGGACGAUGCGAACAAAGAAUGAUCUAUUCAAAAAGUGCAAGUACCGCCGGAAAUGAGCACCUGACGGCGACGACAGCCUCCUCGGUGGUCUCGCUGGACCCGAUGCAGGGCAGCAGUUCGGUGGUGGGCACAGCCGCCGUGGCUCAUCAGCCGGGAGAUCAGCAUCAUUAUCACCAGCACCACCAUCAGCAUCAUCAUCACCAGCUGCACAGUCAGCACACAGACACGGAUGGAGGGGGCAGCGAGAAUGAUGGCGGGGGUGGCGGUAGCAGGAAGAGGAAAUUUUCGUACAAUGACAAUAGUGAUAUUGAGGACGACACGGGUGACGAUGCUAAAUCAGUUCGAACUACAGACGAUAACAAAAAACAAAACCACAGCGAAAUUGAGAAACGUCGACGUGAUAAAAUGAACACGUACAUCACGGAGCUGUCGGCGAUGAUUCCGAUGUGCCACGCCAUGUCCCGCAAGCUGGACAAACUCACCGUGCUUCGGAUGGCCGUGCAGCACCUGAAGACGAUCCGGGGCGCGGUGCACUCGUACACCGAGGGUCACUACAAGCCGGCCUUCCUGUCGGACCAGGAGCUCAAGAUGCUAAUCCUGCAGGCGGCCGAGGGCUUCCUGUUUGUGGUGGGUUGCGACCGGGGCCGGAUUCUGUACGUGUCGGAGUCGGUGUCGCAGAUCUUGAACUACUCGCAGGGCGAUCUGCUUGGCCAGAGCUGGUUCGACAUUCUGCACCCGAAGGACGUGGCCAAGGUGAAGGAGCAGCUGUCGUCGUCCGAUCUGAGUCCGCGGGAGCGGCUGAUCGAUGCUAAAACAAUGCUUCCGGUGAAAACUGAUGUUCCUCAGGGAGUGACGAGGCUGUGUCCAGGGGCGAGGAGGUCGUUUUUCUGCCGAAUGAAGUGCAAAACCAACGUUCAGGUGAAGGAGGAAGCCGAAAGUGGGAACACCUCGUCGUCGAGUUGCCAUCGGAGGAAGGGCAAGGUCAAUUCGGACAAAAAGUAUUCCGUAAUUCAGUGCACCGGCUAUCUCAAGUCCUGGGCUCCAGCAAAAAUAGGACUCGAGGAGCACGAAACCGACGGUGAAGGAGACUCGUGUAAUCUGUCCUGCUUGGUGGCGGUUGGCCGGGUUCAACCGAGCCUCUUCCAACCCCCUAUCGCUCCAUCCGGAACCAACCUCAGUAAUCAACGACCAACGAUGGAGGGGGCAGGCGCCGGUACUGAUCGCUCCGGAACCAAUGGCUGCAAGGGCACCAGCCGGAACAACAUUCCAAACCUGAGAAAUGUACAAUUCAUCUCGCGACAUGCCAUGGACGGCAAGUUCCUGUUUGUGGACCAACGGGCCACCCUGGUGUUGGGCUUCCUGCCACAGGAACUGCUCGGCACCAGCAUGUACGAGUACUACCAUCACGAGGACAUUCCAGCGCUGGCUGAAUCCCACAAAGCGGCCCUUCAGGGGAACCAGUGCGUCACGACGCCGGUCUACCGGUUACGGAUCAAGGAGAGCGGCUUCGUGCGGUUGCAAAGUGAGUGGAAGUCGUUCCGGAAUCCGUGGACCAAGGAGAUCGAAUAUCUGAUCGCGAAAAACAAUGUGAUACUGUCGGAGUUGGUGGAGAGUGGGGGACCUAGCGGAAGGACCAUGGCCGGUGGAGCUACCGUGCACGGAAGUAAUGGCAACGGUGGAGGCGGUGGGAGUAGUAGCAACAGCACCGAACUCAGCGGAGGUGACGGAAACAACGAAUCUAAUGGACAAAGUACGGUUGGAUAUGAUAUUUUUAAUAAUUCUGCAAAUGGCAGAGAAAUACAACGAAUGAUAAACUCGCACGUGGAGGCUGGCAAAAUUGGACGACAAAUAGCAGAGCAAGUUCUGGACCACCAACGUAGGACGGGAGAAUCGUCAGCUGAGAGCAGUCCGGACCCGGCGGAACCACCCGGUCUUCCAGCAAAUUUCACGCCGGCCAUCAUCCAGGAGGCCAGCAACCUGUCCAGCGAAGCCAUCGCCGCCGUCGAACGCACCCUGGCCCUAUCGUCGGGCGUCUCACCGGCCUCCUCCUCGGGUGGGGGAGCCCCCGGAACGCCCCAACGGGUCAACGGUACGCUGCCCGGCUACAACCACGUCCGGAACAACUCCAACGCCAUCAUGAGUCCCGAGCACGAGGUGCCGCACGUCCAGGUCAACAACAGUUCGGCCGCGGCCGCCGCCGCCGCCGACGGCAACGACGAGGCGGCGAUGGCCGUGAUCAUGAGCCUGCUGGAGGCGGACGCCGGGCUCGGUGGACCGGUGGACUUUUCCGGGCUGCCGUGGCCGCUGCCCUAGAGGACGAAUCAUUCCGAACCCAUCGUAGAAGAAGUGACAUCAUCAAUCCAUCAAACGGCAACAACUAACCACGCAAUGAAAUUAAGUUACCAACUUUUAGUGAAUGAUAAGGUAGACAAAAAAGUAUACAAAUUAUUUCUAUUUAGUGUUUAUUGUUUAAAAUAAUUGAAAUAAAAACAAAUAUUUUUGUUGGA
This is a messenger RNA of Culex quinquefasciatus (southern house mosquito), 3154 nucleotides long. RefSeq names its product protein cycle. Gene Ontology annotation, molecular function: DNA-binding transcription factor activity, RNA polymerase II-specific; RNA polymerase II cis-regulatory region sequence-specific DNA binding; protein dimerization activity. The transcript has 10 exons. The coding region runs from base 666 to 2960 and encodes 764 amino acids. The record is from RefSeq and is a predicted model, not a curated record. NCBI's taxonomy places the organism in Eukaryota, Metazoa, Arthropoda, Insecta, Diptera, Culicidae. Gene Ontology annotation, cellular component: transcription regulator complex; nucleus; aryl hydrocarbon receptor complex. Gene Ontology annotation, biological process: regulation of transcription by RNA polymerase II.